AAAAUGGCGGCAGAAAAAAUCGCAAAAAUGUACUGCAUGGACGUGAAUAGAUCAUAGAUGAGAGGAAGACAUCGUCUGUAAAUUCUAGGAUCUAGGUUGUAAUGAAAAAUGUCCAAACUAUGGCAGAAACCUUAUGUGAAUCUUUUCAAACACUAUAACACUUCAGAAUGGAAGAAAUGUGCAAAAGAAGGCGAUGUUACAGCAAUUAUGGACAAACAGCUGAAAUGUACUGUGUAUCGCAUUGCAGGCUCAAUUCCUGCAGGCAACUACAUUCAGUUUCCUCGAACAUCUACGCAAUCACUGGGGCUGGUUGGUCGAUAUCUCUACAUCUUGUUUAAACCAAUAUCAGGCAAAUUUUUUGUCGCACACAUUGAUGUGGCAACUGAAGAUGGUCUUGCAAUACGUAUCUCGUUUUCAAACCUUUUUAAAGAAUUCAAGUCCACAUCAACAUGGUUGCAAUUUCCAUUUGUACCUCGACCACCCCCCAAUUCUUUGGACGAGGCAAUAUUGGCAAGCUAUACAAAUCAUGAAAAUGUUGGUGAUGUAUCAUUAUCGACACGUUAUACAUUCCUAAUGAUGGACCUUCGUCACAUCAUCUCGUUUUUCCUCAAUCAGCAAUACGCCUAUUUGAAAAAUAUUCGUUUAUGCGCGAACAUGCUCGUGAAAGGACUGUACACGAGCGACACGGAAUACGAACCAGGACUCACAAUCAACGAAGCCAGAAGACUGGGGCUAAUGACGACUGGCGACGUACCAGUACCACGUGACAUGGCAUUCCACGUGCCCAAAGGUAUGGACUGGCACGAGUUGUAUGACGUCAUAAAAUUUCCCGGGAAGAGCAAACCUAUGAAGAAGGGGAUCAUUCAUGAUGAUGGAAUGGAUUUAAUAGUGACCGACGACUACAAGAAACAAGAACAAACGCAACAGGAUGCAUUGUCUUCAAGGCUUGCAUUGGUGGAAAAGCUGGGCUCUAAUAAAUCUUCUGCAAAGCGACGUCAAGUAGUAGCAACGCACGUGCCACCAGUGGGUUUGAACAUCCCUGUUGGUCUCCAAGCUCAAGAUCACCUUGAUACGCAAGUGUACGCUUACAAAUCGAGGAAAAAUAUCGAUACUUUAUCGUCAAGUAAUCAUCAAAAGGAUAAAGAAAACAGAGUUAAGAGACAUUCGACAAGGAAAGAGGGAGAGACUCUUAGAAGUCGGCGUUCAAUAAAGAGUUUAAAACCAGAUCCGAUUUUGAAAUUGAAACAUAUUGUUGGCUACGGUGGAGCGAAUUUCAAGGAAUUAUUUUGGACAAAGAAUGGCGCAUGCGUCGUGUAUCCAUGUCACGCCGUGAUUGUUUCCAUGGAGAUAUCUACGGGGCAUCAACGAUUCUUCAUUGGUCACACCGACAAGGUUUCUGCCCUUACCUUCAAUGGAAACACGUCGAUACUAGCUUCAGGGCAACUUGGACAGUCGACUGUGAUUCGUGUGUGGCGAUAUCAAUCCGGUGAUUGUAUUGCGAUCUUUAACUCUCAAGUGAGAGAACUUUAUUGUUUAAGUUUCUCAAAUAGUGGUGGAGUUUUGUGCGGUUGUGGAAAAGACAAUCACGGUAAACAGAUGGUGGUAGUUUGGGAUACAUCACGUUGUGGAAGGACUGGAGAAAUUGCAGUGGUUGCCAAGGCACAUACAGACAUUGACAUUAUGCGAAUCAAAAUUGUUCCUUUCGAUGACACAAGGAUGAUAUCGUGUGGACUUGAUAAUAUACGAAUCUGGAGGGUUCGUCACGGCUCCGUACGUUCAUCUGCCCUGGAUCUUGGUAGUCAUCAUUCAAUCCAGUUUACCGAUAAUGCUUUUGGCUACGAACUUGUAAAUGGAAACAACAAGAAAUAUCGAAUGAUAUAUGUUUCUUCGAACCGUGGAAUAAUUUUUGAAGUCAACUACGAACUGAUGGUGAUUCAUAAGGUGCGACGACUACUUCCGACCGGAAGCCGAGAGGAUCUUGUUCACGUGAACCCGGGUGAAUUCGGAAUUGGUAUCAACUGCAUCUCUGUCACAGAUGCUUUCUGUAUGACAGGCUCUGAUGAUGGCUAUCUCAGGCUGUGGCCCUUGGAUUUCUCGGGUGUAAUAUUAGAGGCAGAACACGAUGGUGCUGUCUCGUCAAUCGACAUCAAUCCGAAUUGUUUAUCUGUUCUUGCCGGUACAGUAACGGGUAGCAUUGGAAUUCUUGACAUCUCCACACGUUCUUACAAAACACUGAUGAGAUCUCAUACCAAACAAAUACUCGAUUGCUCCUUUGAUCCAUCACGUGGUUCUCUCGUGACCGUGUCCGAUGAUGAAACUAUUCGUGUAUGGGACCUAGACACGUUCAAUCAAUUGUAUGAUUUUAGAGCAGCCAAUGAGAAUCCUUGUACUGUGACGUUUCAUCCUCAUCAAUCACUCUUUGUCUGUGGCUUUCGGAAUGGGGCAGUAUACUCGAAGGGAUAUAAUGCAAGUUCUUCAAUGCUAGCAGAGCAUAAGGAACACAAAGGGAUGAUUACAGGACUGGCUUUUUCACCGAAUGGUGAACACAUGUACAGUGCUGGAUCGCAAGGAAUUUUAGUGCUAUACCAAGGUUCCACAGAAGAGUUCAAUGUACAAAGAAUUCUUAUCAAUACAGUGGCACCUGGGGAGCAUUUCGCUCCCGAUGUGUUGUCCGUCAGUGAUGAUGGUCAGCGGCUUGCUGUUAUUGGUCCAUUCGAAUACGUGAUUACUGUAAUGAACUGCCGCACUUUGGACGAGGUUCUACGUAUAGAUAUAACAACAAUACAUGCAGGAAAUGUUUCCACUACUGACGAUACUGCCCUCAGAUUGUGCUACUCUCCUAUGGCGUUAAAUCAACUUUUGGUGGUUACUGCUGGUUGUAGGCUGUUGAAAUUUGAUGCACAUAGUGGGCAGUUAUUGAGCGAGGUUUCCAACGUUCAUCGAUCUAGCUGUUCAAGUCUUGAUCCUUUCCAAACUGGGCAAUUUCUUGCAACUGCUGGUGAUAAACUUAUCAAGAUAUGGGACUAUCACAUGAAAAUGGACUUGAAUUUCCAGGUAUUUAUUGGCCAUUCAAAUAAUGUCUCCAAAGUUUGUUUUACCCCAGACCUCCAAGCUUUAGUCAGUAUUGGAGAGGCGAUAUUUAUCUGGGAUUUUCUUGCAGAUGGCCGCGUUCCUUUGGAACCUGGUGGAAGAGAAGAAGCGAUUGAUUACAACAAAGAUGAAUCGGCUGGUUCACCAACACAAGAUGACAUUGGAGAAUAUGAUCUCAAACCCAGACCUCCAAUUAUGGCGACCGAAUUACCUCUGCAGCCUCUCCCCAGUUCUCCAGGCAAACGGGACGAGAUUGUCGUAAACUCUCCGUCUAAGAAAGACAUGAAAGUCAUCGAUAGUUUCAAUCCUAUUAUGACUAGAAAUUUAAAAGUUCCGAACAACACUCCAGAGAUAUCGAAGUCGAUCAAGACCCAGACCCCGAUCCGCAAUUCGCUUCCCUCAGAUACAGGUCACCCAUUCCCUGGUGUGCUAAAACAUUACAAGAAACGUAAGAGCUCCACUGCGUUGCCUGAAAGAAAAUACACGGCACCCAGAAGUCAGGCUGGACUUGCUUUGCUGGCUGUUCUUGAUUACAACGGAGAUGGCCGGAACAAUAUGUGUUGGCAUCCUGAAACAGGUUUGUUCGUUUACACCAGUGGCUGCAUCGUUAUCAUCGAAGAUCUUCAUGAUGGAAAACAAAAACAUCUCAUGCAACAUUUUGAAGAGAUUUCCACAAUAGCUCUUCAACACGAUGUUCAGGUUCUUGCCUCGGCAUCCGGGUCUUCAAAGACGGUGGCUUCAUGCAUUUGUAUCUGGGAUAUUGCAACUGGUGAUUGUAAAAAGAUGCUGACAUAUCACUCCUAUGAGAUUGUUGGCCUUCAUUUCUCAAGAGACGAUCGUUUUCUGAUCUCAGUCGGAGAUUACAGGGAGUGUUCCGUGGUAAUAUGGGGUACUAAGGACUACAAUGUACUCACAUCGUCCUAUACUAAAACUCCAAUCCAUGACAUCGCAUGGGAUCCUUAUACUAUGAACGAGUUUGUGUCGGUCGGACAAGAUGGUCACGUGCUGUUUUGGUUACUGGAAGAAUCUCGUGGAUCUUUCAACUUGAAUGUUUGCGAAGGGAAAGUUCCCGAUGAUUUGUUAUACACUUCAAAGCAGAAUGACUCCAUGGUACAUUUUACAAGUGUCCGCUAUGCUGGUGAUAAUGUGCUAUAUAUAGGCAAUAAUGUUGGAAUUAUAUCCGCUUGGGAUACAAGACAAAACAAGUGUUUUAUGCACUGGCUUUCUGACGAUUCUGAAAUCGAUGUAAUUGUUUGUCAUCGUGGCUCGCUGAUUACCGGAAGCUCAUCGGGGCAUCUUCGUCUUUGGUCUGUUGUAGGCGUUGGAGAGAUGAGAUUGCCCGGAGAGAAUGAUGUAUUGAAUCAAAAUGGUUUGGUUAUCGAAGACGAAAUGUCUUUGGACGCCGGAGUGAUUUCUGCUUCAUUCGACACAUCCUUGGAAAUGGGUAUUGUUGGUACAGUUGGAGGUACGUUAUGGUACAUUAACUGGACAGAGAGGACGUCUAUUCGUCUUGUCAGCAGUCAUACAGAGAAGAUAAAUUCACUGGUGGCCAGCGGUCCUGAUGACAAAUUCUUUGCGACUUGCUCCGAUGAUGGUAGCUUGAGAGUCUGGACUUCUGAUGAUCUCGAACAAACGCUGCAAUUUCAAGUUGUUGAUCAGCGCUGUAAUUGUGUUUCAUUCUGUCCCACUCCUCCACGUGAACCAACACAUAAUGUCUUACAAGAUGGUGAAGUGAUAGCCACAGUACAUCCUAACAUGGAACCAGUGGAGAAACCAUUAAGACCAUCACAUUGCGUGGCUGGUUUUGAUGAUGGAACCGUAAGACUCUUUGAUCUUGGAAGAGUUGAAAUGAUUAUGAAAAUACAUCCUCAUUCUGGGGGCGUUACUGUCAUCAAUUUUUCUUCCUGUGGUCGUGUUUUUAUGAGUGGUAGUACAGAUGGUGUGGUAGCCAUAAGUAGUCCUGCUACUGGCCUCACUGUCCGUUUGAUCCAAGAUCAUAAGGGAGCACCAAUCACUGAUAUGGACAUUGCUUCACAUAAGAACGAUCAUCCAUCAUUCAAUUCUCCCAGAUUGUGGCUUAUUGCGAGCGCUGAUCGUAGGGUUAGCGUAUGGAAGGCGGAUUGGUCGAAGGAUUUCUGCGAGCUUGUUGAUUGGUUAACUUUUCCCGCUCCAAAUAUAACACCUGAAGGAAUUGCUUUGAAAAAAGACGAUGCGUCUGCCUAUUUGCAUCUACCGCCAAGUUUGGCAAGAUUCUCGCCAACAGAGCCCGAUGUUAUUGUGUACAGUGGUUAUGGUCUGAGAAAACUGAUACAAUUCUACAGCUUGUCCCAGAGAAAGGUUUUUCGAACUAUUUUGUUGACACAAUGGGCUUCUUGCUUGGAAAUAUCGCCUAAGGGUCAUUUAAUUGCUGUUGGAACCAAAGAUCGACUAGUGAAAGUAAUUGAUUAUGAUAAAGGUAGCUUUCAAGAUUUCGAUAUGCAUUGUGACUCUAUUAGCCAUGUGACAUUUUCUCCGACCGGAGAUAAACUGUUUUCCGUUGGUUUUCGGAUGUUGCUUUGUGGAAGGUGUUGAUAUAGAGACGUCC
Xenia sp. Carnegie-2017 is the source of this 5674-nucleotide messenger RNA. RefSeq names its product WD repeat-containing protein 90-like. Gene Ontology annotation, molecular function: protein binding. Lineage: Eukaryota; Metazoa; Cnidaria; Anthozoa; Malacalcyonacea; Xeniidae. The transcript has 38 exons. Gene Ontology annotation, cellular component: centriole. Bases 109 to 5661 code for a protein of 1850 amino acids. The record is from RefSeq and is a predicted model, not a curated record.